UCCGUAAAAUACAAGAAAAGGUUGGCAACCCCUGACUAUAAGUAUUUAUUGUCGUAUGAUAAUUUGAAGAGUUUAUUUCCUUGCCUAUCCCGCGCAUUCAGUUUCUAGCUCACUUUUUGUUUGAGAGCCAGUACAGACACCUAGCUACAAAAUGGGCCGCGCCAACAGAAUAGACCCCACCACCGACCCCAAAGUCUACAUCGAGAUUAGCGGCAAAUACACGCAGUUUCUAGACAACUGUAACGUCCCUGCCAAGCCCGUGGUGAGGGUGUUCGACCCGCUCUCCAAACGACACCUGGAUGCCCUGGAGCUGUCUCGGGAAGUCACCAGGGAGCUGAUCAAGAAGAAGGAGGAUGAUAUGACCAAGGCUAAGCAACAAGCAGAGGAAGACGAGGCGGAGGCGGAGGCCGAAAAGGAAGAUGCCGCCAAGACUGAGGGACAGACGGAGGAACAGAAACAAUAAUAAAAUACCUAAUUAACUAGGUACUUCCAUUCAGUUGUAGCAUUCGGGCUUUGAAAUUCAGUGGCGUUGGUAUUUUGCUGUAAAAAUACCAUGAUUAAUAACACUUACUUAUAUCUUUUAUAGGAACCUAAUAAACUGUAAGUACUCCUUAUUCUAUGCUAUUAGUAACAUCAGUUAAGUUGGAAAAAAUAUUGUUCUAUGGUUGGAAUUAAAAAUGUUAAACUCAACAAUUGAAUUAAAUAUUUAAGUCCCUAACUAUUUAAUUUAUUUAUUUAUUUAGAAUUAAACAUACCUUAUACCUA
Messenger RNA from Plutella xylostella (diamondback moth), 765 nucleotides. RefSeq lists its product as uncharacterized. NCBI's taxonomy places the organism in Eukaryota, Metazoa, Arthropoda, Insecta, Lepidoptera, Plutellidae. The record is from RefSeq and is a predicted model, not a curated record.